CUGACCUUGUUAGGCCCGUUACUGAUUUGUACAAUAUUUUCAAAGGAUUCACCACCAAUGAUGAUUCAUUAGCAAUGUUGAUUGCAACCGGUGCGUCUGUUGCUUCUGCUGCUUCAUUAUAUUCACAAAACAAUGAUACUACUUUCAAGCUGGUUGAUUCGGCAAUUUCUUCGAUCUUGACCUUGCUAUUGGCUACUAAAGGAAGUAACAACGAAAGUAGAGCUUCCUCGUUGGGGUUCCCAAGUGCAGUUGAUAGAGGGAUUGUCGGAUCUUUACUGGAGUUGAACCUUCAAGAAAAGAGAGAACCAAGUAGUUUGCUAAUGGGUGAUUUAAAGCGGACAAGACCCAAUGAAGAUCUAGGUAUAAAUUACAAGAGUUCUGUUCCUGGCCCAGCACCAUUCUGGGGAUCAACCAAUUCACUCAAGAUGCCUCAUUAUAAAAAGAAAUCAGAUACCAGUCCCAGCCCCGCCAGUGAUCAACAGCGAGUUUUGAAACUACCUCGAGAUUCACCAUUCAUUUCAAACAAGGUUCAUUUAGGCGUUCGCAACGACAAUUCAUCUAGUUCUUCACCUGGGUUACGAAAGCCUGGUAGUUUUCAAAAACCUGCAAUUGUUAAAUCAGAAGGUGACAAAGCACGCGGUACAAGUUUAGGAUUCCCCCGGUUAUAUUCUGCAUCAUAUAGUUAGACAUUUCUAUAGAUCUAUAAAGGUUCAGUUUCUUUGAUUAGCCAAUUGUAGGCUCUUCUAUCGCCCAUUUGCAACAAUUUAUUGGCAAAUUCUGCUCUAAUGCUCUUGUGAUACUCGUUAAUCCAAGUAAGUUCAAUUAAAGUCAAGUAAUCACAAUCAAUAAGCUUUCUACAGAAGGGAAUUUUAGUCAAAUACUCAAAUCCCAAAAAAUUAUCCCCAUUGCGUGUCUUUCCCACGGAAUCAUCACAUUCAAUCACCUCAAGCUCACUCUCGAUUCUAAUUCCUAAUUUCCCAUCAACAUAAUAUCCUGGUUCGUCAGUGAGGAUGGCUCCCGGACGGUACAAAUCCGCUUUGGAACUUGGUCCACUGCUAGUAGUCAGAAUAUACAACGGCCCUUCAUGUACAUUGCCAAAACUGCCCACACCAUGGCCAGUCCCGUGAUUGAAAUCAAGUCCUUCGUUCCAUAAUGGUUGUCUUGAGUAUCCGUCGAGAACGGUACCAGUGCUGGACGAAUGAGGGGGGAACUUGGCCAUAGCAACGGCAAGAUGACCCUUCAAUACCAAGGUGUAGAAUUUUUGAUACUCCUUGGUCAACCCUUCAUGUCCAAAUUUGUAUGAUCGAGUAAUAUCGGUGGUUCCUUCGAGAAAUUGGGCACCUGAAUCAAUUAAGUAGAUCUUGGCAGGGUCAAUUAUGUCAUUUUCUUCUUUAGUUGGCGCAUAAUGGAUAAUUGCAGCAUUGGCACCAGUCGAGGAGAUUGUUUCAUAGGAUAAUCCUUUGAAAUUAGGUAAUUUUGUUCUGAUGGAGUAAAUCUUGCAUGCAGCAUCAUAUUCAGAAAUACUUGCUUUCUUAUUGAUAAGUUGGUGUUCUAACCAUGAAGAAAAGAUAAUGAAUGCCAAGGAAUCCUUGUAUUGAGCAAUCUUGGCAUUGAAAGAUUCAGUGGAGUUCUUGUAAAUCUUGAGAUUGGCAAUGAUGGAUUCAUGGAUUAUAAUUCUUUUGCUGUAUGAUUCAGGGAAUGCUUGGAACAAUGCAUAAGUGGUUGACGACUUUUCUGGUAAGAUUACGGCAAGAUCUGGUUCAUCAACUGUAGAUUUCAAUUUUCCAAUAUCUUCAUAAAAUUGGGAGUAAUCUCUAAUUGAUAAGUUGUUGAUAGUUUGCAAGUACUUAUGGAGUUCUUCAUUACCAUUGUCAAUCUUUACCUUGUUAAUAUACAACACCACCGAAUCCAAAGUGAUAAUGGCAUAUGCAAAAAACACCGGGUUGAAUGGAAUAUCAGAAUCAGCACGUAAAUUAAGUAGCCAGGCAAUACUAUCCAAUUCAUUAACGACAUAGUGAGUGGCAUCAUGUUCUCUCAUUCUGACUCUAAUUCUGUGCAACUUGUCAUUUGUGUGCUCACCACUAAACUUCAAAUCCAACUGGUAGACUGGUUCUAAAGAUCUUGAGGGUUUCUCGUCACCCCAUACUUGAUCAACAAGAUUGAUAUCAAUUAGUGGUUGAAAUUUGAAUUU
Molecule: messenger RNA, 2191 nt
Organism: Spathaspora passalidarum NRRL Y-27907
Lineage: Eukaryota; Fungi; Ascomycota; Pichiomycetes; Serinales; Debaryomycetaceae
Exons: 1
Coding region: 75-686 (203 amino acids)
Source: RefSeq, a predicted model, not a curated record